AAUACACAGAAAAAUAUGAGAAGUAUGUUAUAAUUAUUGUUACGUUAUGUUUAAAAAAAAUGAAAAAAAAUAGUUCUCAUGUAACAAUUAGUAAUAUCAACUCUAGUAAGUUUAUCGAAAUAAUACAUAUUGCUUGCAGAGACAACAAGUAACGCGGAAAAUAUUGUAAAAUUAAUUUAAUAAUAUAUUAUUGAAUGAUGCUAAAUGUGAUCAAUUAUUAGAAAAAUAAACAUACAUAUACGUUGUGGAGUCUACUCCGUGUUGCAGUUCAACAAACUCUUAUUUGAUUAUUUCUAUAUGUAUAAUCCUCCCAUUUCUGAGGUAUAUAAACUGAUGACAACUAGUUACAAGUGUUAUCAGUUGGUUGAUAACAAAUAGUAAAAACACACGAUAUUUGCUAAACUAGGUGGGACACUAUACCUUGGAAUUGAGAAUUUAACAUUAGCUACACAGACGAUGGAAGCUGAACCAGAGAACUGUCCGGGUGUUGGUACAGAGAAUGCCGGUAAGUCUAGCGCUUGCGCUGGUUGCCCCAAUCAACGAUUAUGUAGUGACCCAAAUACUAAAUUGGAAGAUCCUGGAAAAGCUCUUGUUACUGAGGCAAUGCGUGAGGUCAAACAAAAACUGCUUGUCCUUUCCGGCAAAGGUGGUGUGGGUAAAAGUACCGUGACAACUUUAUUAUCACGUUACCUUGCCCACAUAUAUCCCGAGCAUAACUUUGGAGUUCUGGACGUUGAUAUUUGCGGCCCAUCUCAGCCACGUUUGCUUGGUGUUGAGGGCGAAAAUGUGCACCAAUCAGGUUCUGGAUGGUCCCCGGUUGGUGUGGAUGACAAUUUAUGUCUGAUGUCAAUUGGUUUUCUGCUUGGUUCAACAGACGAUGCCAUCAUUUGGCGAGGUCCUAAAAAGAAUGGCAUGAUUAGACAAUUUUUGAGUGAAGUAGAUUGGGGAAAAUUAGAUUUACUACUCUUGGAUACACCACCUGGAACCUCAGAUGAACAUUUAUCUAUUGUAUCAUAUUUGCGAAAUGACACGGCUCCAGAAACAUUACAAGCCUUAAUAGUAACAACACCUCAAGAAGUAUCUUUAUUAGAUGUGCGAAAAGAAAUAAAUUUUUGCAAAAAGCAGCGUUUGUCUGUAUUGGGUGUGAUAGAGAAUAUGUCGGCAUUCCGUUGUGGACACUGUGGAGAAACGUCAGAAAUAUUUCCAGCAAAAACAGGUGGCGCAGCAGCAAUGUGUGCGGAAAUGAAGGUCCCGUAUUUAGGGGUACUGCCUAUAGAUCCUGAAGUGACCAAAGCUUGUGAUAUGGGUGAAGAUAUAACUAGUAUAAAUAAUUCCACUACAGAGGCUUUAGCCAGUAUCAGUCAAAAAAUUGUUGAGGGUUUAAAAAUGCUGUAAAGAGUUAUGUAUAUAAAAUAAAGUUAACAAACGAAGAAGUUAAUAUAUAUGUAUACUAUAUAUACAAA
Molecule: messenger RNA, 1463 nt
Organism: Zeugodacus cucurbitae (melon fly)
Lineage: Eukaryota; Metazoa; Arthropoda; Insecta; Diptera; Tephritidae
Gene: Nubp1
Product: cytosolic Fe-S cluster assembly factor NUBP1 homolog
Exons: 1
Coding region: 457-1395 (312 amino acids)
Biological process (GO): iron-sulfur cluster assembly
Cellular component (GO): cytosol
Molecular function (GO): 4 iron, 4 sulfur cluster binding; ATP binding; ATP-dependent FeS chaperone activity
Source: RefSeq, a predicted model, not a curated record